Molecule: messenger RNA, 1200 nt
Organism: Lolium rigidum
Lineage: Eukaryota; Viridiplantae; Streptophyta; Magnoliopsida; Poales; Poaceae
Product: ubiquitin-conjugating enzyme E2 22-like
Exons: 7
Coding region: 105-830 (241 amino acids)
Source: RefSeq, a predicted model, not a curated record
UCGGACGGGCGUCUUCCUCGCGUCGCGUCGGUGGUUCUUGGCUGAAGUUUGGUGGUCACGCUCUUCACACAGUACUAGCAACCACUUAAAGCUGUCUGCAGUUAAUGGCUUCCAUGGCAACCAACGAGAACCUCCCACCAACUGUCAUCAGGCAAUUGGCUAAAGAACUGAAGAAUCUUGAUGACUCUCCUCCAGAAGGGAUCAAAGUUAUUGUUAAUGAUGAAGACUUCACCACUAUUUUUGCUGAUAUUGAGGGCCCUGCUGGAACUCCAUAUGAGAAUGGAAUAUUUCGGAUGAAGCUUAUAUUAUCUCGUGACUUCCCUCACUCUCCUCCAAAAGGAUUCUUCACAACUAAAAUUUUCCAUCCAAACAUAGCAACUAGUGGUGAGAUAUGUGUUAACACACUGAAGAAAGACUGGAAUCCUAGCCUUGGAUUAAGGCAUGUUCUGCUGGUAGUGAGAUGCCUCCUGAUCGAGCCAUUUCCUGAAUCUGCCCUCAAUGAACAGGCUGGGAAGUUGCUGCUUGAGAACUAUGAGGACUUUGCACGCCAUGCAAGGCUGUACACUAGCAUCCAUGCGCUCAGGCCCAAGAAUAAGUCCAAGUCCAGCUCAGUUCUGAAUAAAGAUCAGCCUCACACUAUCCUCGCACCCAUAUCUACCUCUACUGCUACAAAAGCAUUUGGCCUGAACUCACAGGACCAGAAUGCUGCUCCGUCUACUGUUCUUGGAGGAGCAUCAGCAGCACCCAAGAAGGACGGGCCACUGAGCGUGAAAGUUCCGGUCGAUAAGAAGAAGAUGGACGCAAGGAAGAAGAGUCUGAAGAGAUUAUAGGGAAAGCAGCAAACUGUCAAGAUUCCAGUGCCAAAAAAUACUGCGAAGUUACCUGUUGUUUGCUUAGUCCUAGUCAUUGAUUUAUAGUAGUUCAGCGGUGCCAGACUCGGCAGAUGCAUGCCCAGAAAUAACGAGUGUGGCACCCUGUAUUUGGGAGAGAAGCUGAUGCUUCUCUUCUGCUCGGACCCAAUAGUUGGGCCCGUUGGAUUAAAAUAAACUGUGUAUGGAGAAUAUUGUGCCGUUGGUUCCGUCCUGUAUUAGUGCUGUUGUUGUUCCUGCAUUUGUUUGUGAUUCCAUGGUACAAUGUAAACUUGAGUUGCGGAGAACAUUCCCCUCAUAAAAGUUGGUUAGAGAGAUUUUCUUUCUGGAA